Messenger RNA from Mytilus californianus (California mussel), 6314 nucleotides. RefSeq lists its product as uncharacterized. Gene Ontology annotation, molecular function: protein binding; transmembrane-ephrin receptor activity. The coding region runs from base 426 to 2411 and encodes 661 amino acids. The record is from RefSeq and is a predicted model, not a curated record. NCBI's taxonomy places the organism in Eukaryota, Metazoa, Mollusca, Bivalvia, Mytilida, Mytilidae. Gene Ontology annotation, cellular component: neuron projection. The transcript is spliced from 13 exons. Gene Ontology annotation, biological process: axon guidance.
AGUUUAACAGAUGUAUUGAUAUUCAUUUGCAUAAGGUCAAUUUCUAUAUGACGCAGCUGAAUUAUGAAAUAUUGAUAUUUUUUUAAGGUAAGAAAUAUGUUAUUGCUUCACGUAGGCGUGGCAUCAAUUGCCCCUCAAACACGUAUCAGCCUUUACGAUUUUGGUCUAAUUCAAGUGACGAAUGUGAAUUUGUCAAAUCAAAAUGCAGCGAAGUAGGACAAACAAUUUACAGCGAUGGUUCAACUGACACGGAUACGACAUGUCGCUGUGAUUAUAGAUAUGGGUAUGCAUUUAUAACCAAUCCAGCUAAAGCAUGUUACUGUGUACCUUCUAAAGAAGAUUGUUCGUGCUAUUUGAAAAUCUGCACAGAUAGAAAGAAAGUAUCUCAAGAUUAUAUAUGCGUUGACCGAAAAGACGAGGGACGAAUGUCAAUUUGUCCACCAUUUUUAAGUCAAAGGAACAAAGAACAAGAGAAAAUAUUACAAGAACAGAGUAAUACUGAAAUAGACAAACCAACUAUAGAUAAGUGGAAUUGGUUUUCUCCGACAGUACCGAUUCUUCUGACCACCAUAUGCUUUAUGAUAAUGGGUAUACUUAUAUGUUUUGAAAAACUGCCAGACUGCUCCCUGGUGGAACUAAGUCCUGUCAUGAAAUUUUCCACAAGGGCCAACACUUCUGACAAAUGCAUUGACUUAACAUGGUCUCAGCCACUAAACGUGAAAAUUAAGAAAUACGAAAUACAAUAUACGUGUGGUGUAUGGAAAAAUUUCCAAUCAUUAGACGCGUACCCACCGAACUUAUCAGAGCAAAUAUUUGACAUAAUUCCAAAGAAAGAAUACAGAUUCAGGGCCUGUUACAUCUAUUCUUGUCAUUCAGAAGACAUUAGAAGUGAUCUAAGCGAAGACCAGAUCUAUUCUGAUGAACCUGCCAUGCCAGGGAAAAUGCCACCAGUAUGGAAAGACGGUAAAAUAAUUCUUUUCUGGUCACCUCCUGCUGAUACAUUAUUUGCAACUACUAACUAUGGAAUACAGAUAACAAUAGAUGAAUGGGCUACUAUGAUUGCAGACUUGGAACAGCCAGCUAAACUUGGAUUAAAAUACAACGUGGAAAACAUUAAAAAAUCAGAAAUGUAUAGAUUUAAAAUUUACACUUCUACAAAAUUUGGAAUGAGCAAACCAGUUGACAACUUCUUUUAUACUGGAGUUUGUUAUAGUAUUGGUAUACCAAUUGGUCAAAAUUACAAUGACGCACUGAACAACAGGGACAGUGUUGAAUAUAAUGAGAAAAGUAAUGCAGUACAUAGUGCAAUUGAAGAUACGUAUCAAAGUGAAUUAGGAAAAGGAGAACAAAAGGUCAAAGAUGUUUCUUUUGUGGAAAACUCUCGUAUUGCUGUAGUAAUUUUCAUCUCAAAUGGAUAUUAUGACGAAGUAAAAUUAAGAGAAGUUAUAGAAAAUUCUGUUAAAAGUGGAACAUUAGGAGAUUUAAAAACCUUUUACGAAGGCUUUUCAUUUACAGUGUUGAACAAGCCUGAACCUCCACAAGAUAUAAGAAUCGUCGUAGAAAAAUCAUGCGUUGUAUUAAUGUGGGCAAAACCUGAAAAAUCAUUAUUCGAAAAAGAAAGCUACAUAAUCGAAUAUACAACAUGUACAAGUGACGUAUGGCAGACCAUAAAAGUUGAACACAAACCAGAUGACAUGUAUGCGGUCAAAAUAACAGAUGUUCUUCCUUCAUCAAAAUACAAAUUCAGACUUUCUACAAUCAUUCAUGAUUCCAUCGCAAGUCAUCAAAGUACAGAAAAUGAGAUAACCAUGGGAGAUCCAUUACCUUUAUGCAACUUGAAGGUGGCUGUGGUUAAGUCGGUUCAGUCGGAGGAAAAACACUUGAAGAUAACAUGGGAUAAACCAGUAUUUCCAUCCGAGAAGCAUAUACAGGAAUAUAAGCUUAUUGUAAACGAAAAAGAAUUUAAGUUCAAACCGGGUACUGAGUGUAGUUAUACAUGGAAGCCUGUUGAUACGUCGAUGGUGUAUACGUUUGCUUUAAUUGCACAUGACUUUAAUGGUACAGAGAGUAAAAGUGACACAGUAACAUGUAAUAUGCAAAAAACGCCUCUGCCACCUCGUAAUAUAAGCGUUGUUCAGAAUAACGCAGGAAUAGAAUUGUUUUGGGAACAUCCACAUACAAUACAGUUACACUGUAUACAACACUACACAAUAUACAUAAAAGAAGAUGGUGUGCAUCCGCUCAAACCUGUGAUUGUUCUGUCACCUCAAAGGUCACAACUGAUCGUUAAUUUGAAACCAAAACAUCGGUAUACCUUCAAAGUAAGCACUUGCUCAACAGGCAACUUCGAAGGCGAGGUUAGUGUUCUCAUUGAGAGUACAAGUGGAGAUACUACAGUCGGAUCACAGUGAAGUUGAUUACUGCAUUUAACUGAUGGAUUUUCUGUAUGUUUCAAUAUUCAUCAGCACUAGUUAUUCACAUGCUAAUCUUUUAUAAACUAAAUAACAAUUUUGGUUUUAGUAUUUUGUAGAUUCAGCAAUUAUUGGAUGUAAAAGCUUCGUAGUUAUACCCCAAAUAACUUUAUAAUGUAAUCAUUAAUGGUAUGUUCUUCCUGUAAUGGAAUAUUUCAACAUAAUGUAUUUUAGAAUUAAAAAUCCCUUAACCAGUCCUGGCUACCCCCGUUAAAUCAACCUUUUUUUUAAAUCCUUUUCCUUGGUGUGUUUUUUUUUUUCCAUUUCGGAAACAUGGAUUUGUAUGAUGUCAUAAAGGCAGAAGAUAUCAAGGAAGCAAUAAAAAAAUCACAUGUCAAUGAAAAGCACACAAAAAGAAAUAUAAUAGUACACAACACUACACAGAAAACUAAAGUAUGGGCAUCACUUAAACCAGGCCUAAACAAGGAUUGACCCAGUGUUUUCCAGAACGGUAAACUGAUCCGGCCCCACACCCGUCAAUCAGAAUUGGCGAGUAAAAAUUCAGUUAUAAGUCGAAUUCCAACCGGGGAGAAGAGGGUGAAAUUAUGGCUAUGUCAAAUGUAAAAUAUUCGUAGUCUGUGAAACAGUUAUUUCAUAAUGGUCAACCAAAUUAUUGUGGCGUCCGUAAAACUUUCGAAAUGAUGACUUCAACUUUACAAUUAGAACCCUUGGUUCAAAGCGUCUUUGUAAGCAGCAACCUCCUAUCACCAAAGUCAUGACAGGAAUGACAAGCUCUCGAAAAUCGUAUCAUCUUGGAGAUUUAUAUUCCAUAUGCAGGCGCUGCUGGAAUAUCGCUUUAAUAAUGAAAUAGACAGUUCACAAUUGGAAAUCUAAAAUCAUCUUAUUCGUCGAAAUGUGAAGUUCUCAAUGACUCUGAAAUCAAUUGCUAAAUGUUAAUCUAGAUAUGUAGCAGACUAAACUUUAUAUUGGUAUCCUUUAUUUCAAGAUAAGUUAGAUGUGUUCAACAAUGUCACCAAAUUUCAGAAUUUGUAAAUGAGAGACUUUCAUUAGAAGCGCAUUUGUGAAAAAAGCCUCAUAUGGAUAAAGCAGCAAGUUGACAAGAAGAGACACAAGGUUGAUUCCCAAUUAAAAGAUAAGUCCUUUUAAACGCAACAAAUGUGUUGUCAUUUACAAAAUCAAGCUUCUUGGUGGUGUUAGUUUCAUAGAAUGUUUGGUUGUAUCAGAGGGCGUAUUUUUUUUUACAAAGUAUGAUUUUCUCUUUCUAAACAAUAUAUUUAAAUGAUGACCGUGUUUUUAUGAAUCCGAGUUGGACUAAUUAUUUCAAUCCUCCUUUUGUCGUAUAGCUUUUCGGGGUAAAGGGAAAUUUCAAUACUAGUAACCAGAAAGGUUUAUAUUUUAUUUUCUAGGGUCUUCUGUAAAAGAAAAACUGAAAAAAGCAAUGUGCCGAACACAAUGACGGAGUGUUUUUUUGUUACCUUUUUCCUUGCUAAGAAUCCUUUUAGAUGCUAGAUUAAAUUUUCCAAUUGUUUUAGAAUGAUUCUAUAUGAAACAAUUUUUUGGGAAUAUGAUUCCAUACUUUAGAACUUUGAAUAAAACAAUGAAUCAGAUGUUUUGAAUGUCCAGUAAUACUUAUCAUCGUCAUUUGAAAAGGUGGACAGGGUUUCCAAUCCUCCGCUUUACUCCCAGACGAAAAUCAGUCAGAGAAAACAUGCUUUAUUUACUGUAUAAAGAAGAAUUAUGUUCUUUUUCUUUCUUAUAAUUUAUAUUCUUGUGUAUUAUUAUGUCACUUGUAUGUUUUUAUGCGAAAAAAGUAAAAUUACAUGAGGAUAAUUUGUAAAUUGAGGCCCCUCAUUGGGGUGUCCAAGUGAUCACAUAAUCACAAUUGUUUUGCCAAUAUAAUCACAUAAUCAUUAAGUAUUUUUUUUAAACAAGAUAAUCAAAUAAUCAAAAAUACAGUCCUAGAUUAUCAAAUAAUCAUGAAAUAGUUGGUCUAGUAAUCAAAUAAUCAUUAUAAAAACGGCUAAGUAAUCACAUAGUCAAAAACCCCAUGAGGAGGCUCUAAAUUGCAUAUGGUAAAUCUUAUGUAAAUUUGAAGAAUGACAUAAUUAGUGAUUGUGUUAUGACGAUAUAUAUGUAAAUAACUUAUUUAUUACAACUUAAGCUAACGAAGUCGUUAUCUAAUAACAAGAACGGCAUCAGUCAUAUACCACUUACGUUUGUCAACAAUAUAAAUAUAGAUUCUACCACUGCAUCGAGUGUGAUACGAUAUUUAUCCACUCGAGACAGUUAAAUUUUCAAAUUUAAAACGCGAGGCUCGCCGAGCGUUUUAAAUAUUUAAAAUUUAACUGUCGAGAGUGGAUAAAUAUCGUAUUACACGAGAUUUGGUGGUGGAAUCUGUUUCUCUAAUGAUUUUCAAACAAAACGCAGGCAAAUUUAUUCCUUCUUUUCGAAUGAUCUGCAAAAAGAUGUGUUCUUUCUAUGUGACGUCAUCAGGCAUGGUCGCCUUUUUUCAUGCCGUCACAAUAGGAAAUUCAGAGGAAAGCAAGAAAAUUCGACGUCAUAAUCGGAUUUUAACCAAUGAAGAACUGAGAUCAAACGAACCACACGUUGAUUAAAUUUUUUUAUACAAUGGGUGCAGAAAGGGAUAAAUUGACGAAGAAUUAAAAAAAAUAUCUUAUAUCCAUAAUUCUUAUUCAAGGGAAAUAACCUAAGUCUGAACUGUGCAGAUAUAGUUUAUGAUCAGUGUGAAAUAAUCAAGAUUUAGUAUACACAGGUGUCACGUGACAGAUAUAGAUCCGCAAUAAUUAAAACAGCAAAUUUUAUACGAUUUUUAUGUGAUUUAAGAAAAAUAAAGAUAAAGUGGGGUUCAAGCCGAAAUUUGUUUUUUUCAUGGCCCUGCAACAAAGUUGUCGGUGCCAUACAGUUUUACCCUUGUCCGUCAUUCCGUCAUUCCGUCAUUCUGUCAUUCUGUCAUUCUGUCAUUCCGUCAUUCUGUCAUUCUGUCGAUAAGAUAAGAUAAGAAAACUUUAUUUUGAUUCGGCAUAAGUUAAAAGACACAACACAAGCUCUAAGGAGCUUUUGACCGAAUAUAUCCACGAUCAUUCCGUCAUUCCGUCAUUCCGUCAUUCCGCAAAAAACCAUUAUACGCAAUUUUUUUUCUAAACGCCUUCAGAUAUUGGGAUGAUUUUUGGUAUGUGAGUUAACCACGAUGAGUUACAGAUCAAGUUUAAGUUUCGUUCCGCUCUGCUAUUUUUUGCCGAAAUUACGGGCUUUGGACUUUGAUAAAUUGUUGAAAAUCACAGUUAUACGGAUUUUUUUUCUAUACGCCUUCAGAUGUUGGGCUGAUUUUUUGGUAUGUGAGUUAACCAUGAUCAGUAACAGAUCAAGUUUAAGUUUCGUUACGCUAUGCUAAUUUUUGCCGAAAUUACGGACUUUGGACUUUGAUAAAUUGUUGAAAAUCACAGUUAUCCGGACUUUUUUUCUAAAGGCCUUCAGAUAUUGGGCUGUUUUUUUUUGUAUGUGAUUUAACCAUGAUGUGUUACAGAUCGAGUUUUAAGUUUCGUUCCGCUCUGCUGAUUUUUGCCGAAAUUAGGGGUUUUGGAAUUUGAAAAUUGUUGAAAAUCACAGUUAUACGGAUUUUUUCUAUACGCCUUCAGAUAUUGGGCUGAUUUUUUGGCAUGUGAGUUAACCAUGAUGUGUUACAGAUCAAGUUUAAGUUUCGUUCCGCACUGCUAACUUUUGCCGAAAUUACGGACUUUGGACUUUGAUAAAUUGUUGAAAAUCACAGUUAUCCGGACUUUUUUUCUAUACGCCUUCAGAUUUUGCACUGAUUUUGAUAUGUGAGUCUACCAUGAUGAGUUACAGAUCAAGUUUAUGUUUCGU